CCGCGCGGCCCCGGUCCACGUGGGCGGGCGCGCGCUCGCCAAGCCGGCCCUCUCCGCUGCACUCGGCGCUCACAGCACAUGGUCGGCGGCGGCGCGCCCCCGAGGCCGGCGGAGACCGGCUGAAGCCGAUCAAGAAUGACCCAAAAGCCAUCGAAGUUUUGUUUCAGAGCCAAUGUUUACACUCAAGUGCCUGAUGGAGGAUGGGGCUGGGUAGUGGCUGUCGCCUUUUUCUUCAUUGAAGUUUUCACCUAUGGCAUCAUCAAAACCUUUGGUGUCUUCUUUAAUGACUUAAUGGACAGUUUUGGUGAAUCUAAUAGCAAGAUCUCCUGGAUAGUAUCAAUAUGUGUGUUUGUCUUAACAUUUACAGCCCCCCUCACUACAGUCCUGAGCAACCGUUUUGGACACCGGCUGGUGGUGGUCAUUGGAGGGCUGCUUGUCACCACAGGAAUGGUGACGGCCUCGUUUUCACAGGCUGUUUACCACAUGUACAUCACAGUUGGGGUCAUCUCUGGUCUGGGAUACUGCUUCAGCUUCCUGCCGGCUCUAACUAUUCUGUCUCAGUACUUUGACAGAAGGCGCUCUGUGGUGACUGCCGUUGCUUCUACGGGAGAAUGUUUUGCUGUUUUUGGUUUUGCACCAGCAAUCACAGCCCUGAAAGAGAGCAUCGGCUGGAGGAACAGUCUCCUUUUGGUGGGUCUGCUCCAGUUGAACAUCGUCGUCUGUGGGCUGCUGCUAAAACCAAUUAUUAUUCAAGCCCGAGGGUCACCGAAAACAGCCACCCAGGAACAUGGAAAAGAAGUGCAAUCUAUGCUUGAAAACGAGAAAUCGCGCACCUCAAUGGAGUCUAUCGACUCAGGAGUAGAACUAACUACCUCGCCGAAAAAUGGGCCAAGUCACGUGAACGUGGAAUUGGAGCCCAAGGCCCACAUGCAGCAGAACCUGGUGAAGAGCAGCUCUAGGCCAGGCAAUAAGAAGGCCCCAUUGUUAGACUUCUCGAUUUUGAAAGACCAAAGUUUCAUCUGUUACGCACUGUUUGGUCUCUUUGCUACACUGGGAUUUUUCGCACCUCCGCUCUACAUCAUUCCUUUGGGAAUCAGUCUGGGCAUUGAAGAGGACCGGGCUGCUCUCCUGUUAUCCACCAUGGCAGUUGCUGAAGUUUUUGGAAGAAUCGGAGUUGGCUUGGUCCUCAACAAGGAGCCCAUUCGUAAGAUCUACAUUGAACUCAUCUGCGUCAUCUUACUAUCUGUGUCGUUGUUCGCCUUUACUUUUGCUACUGAAUUCUGGGGGCUGAUGUUCUGCAGCAUAUUCUUUGGCUUUAUGGUUGGGACAGUAGGCGGUACCCACAUUCCACUGCUGGCUGAAGAUGAUGUUGUGGGGAUUCAGAAGAUGUCUUCUGCAGCUGGAGUCUAUGUCUUUAUACAGAGCAUAUCAGGACUGGCUGGUCCACCCCUUGCAGGACUGCUGGUCGACCAUAGUAAAACCUACAGCAGAGCCUUCUACUCCUGCGCAGCGGGCACAACUGUGGCUGCUGUGUGCCUGGCCCUUGUGAGACCCUGUAAACAGGGGCUGUGUCAGCAGCGGCCUUCAGGGGAAACAAAGGCAGAGGGCCAUCGUGGGACAGCUUUACAAGACACCCCUGAAGAUUUUCUUGAAAUGGAUCUUGGGAAAAGUGAGCAUCGAGUUCCAAUGAAAAUGGAGCCAGUAUGA
Molecule: messenger RNA, 1707 nt
Organism: Chrysochloris asiatica (Cape golden mole)
Lineage: Eukaryota; Metazoa; Chordata; Mammalia; Afrosoricida; Chrysochloridae
Gene: SLC16A6
Product: solute carrier family 16, member 6
Exons: 6
Coding region: 136-1707 (523 amino acids)
Biological process (GO): transmembrane transport; monocarboxylic acid transport
Molecular function (GO): monocarboxylic acid transmembrane transporter activity
Source: RefSeq, a predicted model, not a curated record